Messenger RNA from Epinephelus lanceolatus (giant grouper), 4046 nucleotides. It is a transcript of the gene oc90, whose product is annotated as otoconin 90. Lineage: Eukaryota; Metazoa; Chordata; Actinopteri; Perciformes; Serranidae. Gene Ontology annotation, biological process: arachidonate secretion; lipid catabolic process; phospholipid metabolic process. Gene Ontology annotation, molecular function: phospholipid binding; calcium ion binding. The record is from RefSeq and is a predicted model, not a curated record.
AAAAGCUUCCACCCUCUCUGUUGACUGCUAAUGUCCAUCGGAGCUGCGUGUGAUUCCUUACAAUGACUCAGGGUUUCAUGCUCAUCUUUAUUCAAUGAAGAGACACCAACUGCUGCAGCUGCUGCCCCACAAAUAAGGUUCAAGUCAUGUUUCUGAUAUGGAUUUUCAUGCUAUCUGCUGUUCCAAACGCGCUGUCUGCCAGCUCCAUCUUCUGCCCAGAUCCAGGAACCAGUGAGCAGAAUGCAGAUAACGUGACUGAUUGUCUCGGCCUGCGCUUCACCUGGCUCCACUCGGUCUUUGAUAAUUUCCCUUCGCUGCUGAGUUUUGCUCUGAAGCUCCGCUGUGCAACGGGGCUUUGUCCACGCGACCUCGAAGAUUACGGCUGCUCCUGCAGAUAUGUGGCCGUUGGAAACCCUGUGGAUCCUCUGGACAUCUGCUGUGAGUCUCACAGGCUGUGUUACCUGAACGCUGCCCCCUGCAGGCAGGAGCUGCCUCUCCUCCCCAACAACUUCACCUGCUCAGCAGCAAACAGCACCUGUGAUGCUGGUGAUUGGUGUCAGCAGAGGUUGUGUGAAUGUGACGAGGCUGCCAUCGACUGCAUGACUCAGAGCUCGUACAACUCAACACUGAGAGGUUUCGCUGAGUCGUCCUGCUCGGCUACAAAUCACACAGAUGAGCUCAGCAACACCGUGCAGACCGGCGGAGCCUUCACAGCAGCAGAUGUUCUCUCAGCAGGAAAUGACUCUGUGAGCUUCCAGCUCUCCAACUCUUCGUAUCUAACAGCAGAGAUGGACCCACUAAUGACCAGCAGGGUGGAUAACCAGAGUGACACCGCGAGGCUGGACAGCGACCUCACCACCCCACCGCCACGCCCGCCCCCCCUGCUGACGCCUGCAGAGGAGCUUCAGGGAGGUGACAGUGGCGCAGCGGAGGUAAAAAAGGAAGAGACGGCGCACUCGACUUUCAUCUCUAAAGAUUUGAAUGAGAGUGUGACAGAGGAAGCACUCGAGCAGGAAGAGAUAAAUAAGGAUGAGACGACCCACAAUCCUCCAGCAAUCAGCCGCGGUUCACUUCUGUUCAUCCACAGCAGAGAAACACUGAGUGCAGCAAAACCAGAGCCGACCAAACUUCCUGUACUCAGCUUUAGAGAUGAAAACACGGCCACAUCUUCAACACCUUCGACUUCACAUGCUGGCAUCACAACUUCCUUUGAGACUACAACUUUUCUGAGGACUACAACUCCCAGAGAAGUGACACCAACAGGUCUGGAGGAGUCAUCUGAGGAAGGUUCAGUUGUCAUAACUUCAUCACUGACAUCAGCAAAACCACAAAUUAGUCAGUCUGAGAGAAAGUCAUCUGAAGAAGAGGAAGACAAUAAGAAGGAUGGUGAUGGUGAUGAUGAUGGAGAGGAAGGGGAGCAGGAAGCUUCAGAUGAGCAUGUCAUGGAUAUGCCUACAACUGUGUUCACAACUACAACUGCCAAAAUGAUGACGACGCAGACUGUAACCACAGAGGAGUCAAACAAGGUGACGAGAAACUCGACACCGUCUGCAAGGAAAACAUCCGCCUCUCAAACAGGUGGAGGAGGUGUCACCUUUACAUUCACACCACCAACACCUUCAGCUUCAGAGGAGGGCGGAGAGCAGAGUGUCGAGGAGAACUCCAGUUUUCUGAAGCCAACUGAAGCCACUUCCACAGGCCCGGACAUGAUUACCGGGGUGACGAAGAGAUCCUCGACAAGAAGCUCACAAUCAGACAGCAACCCAGCGAGAACGGCUGCCGUCUCACCCACAACUCCUGAUUCAUGGGAGGAAGACUGGAGGCUGCACACACCUGCUGCUGCUCCUCUCAGUCCCCUGAGCCAAGGACAGGCAACUCAACAUUCCACAACAUUGUCAUCAAAUUCACAAGGAAGCCGAGUCACCUCCGUCAAACCAAGGUCAGAGAUCGGGGCCUCCACCCGAACACCAACUGUAACCUCGCACACAACGGCCGAGGCUGAAUCUGAGGAGGAGCUGCAGGAAAGGUCUGAGACGGCAGAGAAAGGUCCGUGUGUGGAUGAAGAGCUGGCAGACAGCUCGCAGGAGAAACACACAGAUGACUGGGACGUGGCUCAGAAGAGGACGGUGCCUUUCUUCGCCUGGUCGCUACUGGAGUCUGUUGGGUUGUCGGACAUACAACUACAGCCAGACAGCAAAGAGUGCAGUCGCUCCUUCACCCUGUACGGCAGCGACGGGCGAGCCAGACGGGAGAUGCCGGCUCUGGGGGAGAUGCUUCACUGUCUGACGGGACGCUGCCCGCAUGAGUACGAGAUGUACGGCUGCUACUGUGGACAGGAGGGUGGGGGGCAACCGCGGGACCAGCUGGACAGGUGCUGCUUCUUCCAUCACUGCUGCCUGAAGCAGAUCAGCUCCAUGGGCUGCAGGUCACACAGAAAGCUCAACGCUCAGAUCUCCUGCGAGAGCGGGAAACCACGAUGUCAGGGCGUCACCGUGUGUGACAAGCUGCAGUGUGUGUGUGACAAAACGACUGCAGAGUGCAUGGCAGCGGCCCACUUUAACCACAGCCUGCCGGCGCAGCAGUGCCGCGGCCCCGGACCACCCUGCCGCCGGGCCAGCAGACCCCCCAAACCACGGCUUUCCCCUCAGUCCAGUGAGGAGAGUGUGGAGCUGCAGGGAGGAAACUCUGACAUAAAUUUCGUCACACAGGACACAUCGACAAACACACCUCCACCACGCCAAGUUCAAAACAGUGAUGAAAGCUCUGACCUGAAGGACGAAGACAAGCCAAAGAAUCCUCCUGCUGGAUCGUCGGGCAGCUCCACAGGACCUCCUCCUUCUCCUCCUCCCUCCAGUGAGGAGAGCAGAGAGCCAUCGAGACACGAUGGGAUUCAAACCCACAACCACAGGCCGAGUGCAGGGCAGAGCCAAGGGCACCAACCCGGAGAGACCGGGGUGAAAGAGGAGGAGGAAAAGGAGGGAGAGGAGGAAGAGGAAGAGGGGGGAGGAGAAGAGGAGGAGGAAGAGGAAGAGGAAGAGGAGGAGGAGGAGGGCAACUAAAAGCGAAUGCAUUGCUUUGUAAAGCUAGCUUUGGGAAGUCAUUUUGGGGAAUAACUGUUUAAAGAUUAUUGUCAGAUUAUUUUGUUUCCAGUAACAGAAGUUCUAAUUUAUAGAAAUGACGUCAAAAAUCAAAUGUUUACUCUGAUUUUUCGGGUUUUCUGUUACAGAUUUGUGAACUGGAACGUCUCUUCAGAAAAUAAAAAAAAUAAUAAAAGCAAGCAUUCGUUCAUUCGUUGUGUCCUCCUUCAAAAUAAAGCUGACAGUAAUAAAGACAUCGCAACUCGUCAAUAUUGAUAGAAACAUUUUAUUUGAGUCUCGAACAUCAAUCUCAACACACAAUUUACUAUUGAACAGAGGCUUUGUAAUGAAGCGCUGAGGCUCUGCUGCCAGCGAGGUUAGAGGAAAUAAUUUAAUGACAUUUCAGAAACAGAUUUGACGUCUGUUGGUUCCACUUGUUAUUUAAAGUUAAUCCCAAUAUGAUUUCAAAGACUUUAAAAGUAAACUGAAGGAUUGUCUGAAAAAAAUCAUGCUGAAAUCAUAUGUGUGUUAAUUGAUUAGUUGAUAUGCAGAAAAUAAAUGCACCAAAAUUUUGCCAACUUUAAAGCAAAAAUAUUAAAUAUUUUUUGGUUCCUGCUUCUCCAGUGUGAGGAUCUGCUUCUCGUCUUGGUUUAAUAUCAUUAAAAUGUUUAUAUCUCUGGGUUUUAAGUCACUCUGGGAAGUUGAGCUGGAGAUUCUUCAUUAUUUGCGGACUUUUUAUUGACUAAACAAUCACAUGAUUGAUCCCCAAAACAGAAGGUAGAUCCUGGCAAUAUCAAAACUAUAAUUAAUACCUCACAAAUUUAUGCCUCUGAACACCAGAUACGUUUCUCUUACAGUUUACAUCCAUGUGUGUGAAAACAUGGAUGCUUCACACACAUCUUCCCCCCGACAGCGCAGAAGAUCUACACAAUCAGAUUAGUGUCACCAAUUCAGUAUCUGACCAAAUGU